UCCCACAAACUCUCUUCUGUGUAAACGAAACUGAUCUGAGUCUCUCUGUCGUCUGCCUGUGUGAGAGUGAACAACCGUCCAAAUGGCUCAACAGGGAGAUCUGCUGGACCAGGACCAGUUCUGUUGUUCUGUCUGUCUGGAUCUACUGAAGGAGCCGGUCACCAUCCCCUGUGGACACAGUUACUGUAGGAGCUGUAUUGAGGGCUGCUGGGAUCAGGAUGUUCUGAAAGGGGUCUAUAGCUGUCCUCAGUGCAGAGAGACCUUCACUCCAAGGCCUAAUCUGAGGAAAAAUAACAUGUUGGCUGAGGUGGUGGAGAAACUGAGGAAGACAGGACUCCAGGCUGCUCCCCCUCCUGCUCUGUGCUAUGCUGGACCUGGAGAUGUGGCGUGUGAUGUCUGCACUGGGACCAGAAAGCAGAAAGCCCUCAUGUCCUGUCUGGUGUGUCUGGCCUCUUACUGUGAGACUCACCUCCAAUCUCACUAUGCAUCUCCUGCUUUGAAGAAGCACAAGCUGGUCAAAGCCACCGCACAACUACAGGAGAAGAUCUGCUCUCAUCAUGACAAACUGCUGGAGGUUUACUGUCGUACCGAUCAGCAGUGUAUCUGUUAUCUGUGUACAAUAGAUGAACAUAAAGGCCAUGAUACAGUGUCAGCUGCAGCAGAGAGGACUGAGAAACAGAGGCAGCUGGGGAUGAGUCAGCAGAAGGUCCAGCAGAGAUUCCAGGAGAGAGAGAAGGAGCUGAAAGAGCUCCAACAGACUGUGGAGUCUCUCAAGCGCUCUGCACAGUCAGCAGUGGAGGACAGUGAUCAGAUCUUUACUGAGCUGAUCCGCUCCAUUGAGAGAAGGAGCUCUGAGGUGAAGGAGCUGAUCAGAGCCCAAGAGAAGGCUCAAGUGAGUCAAGCUGAAGGACUCCUGGAGCAACUGAAGCAGGAGAUAGCUGAGCUGAGGAAGAGAAGCACUGAGCUGGAGCAGCUCUCACACACAGAGGAUCACAUCCAUUUCCUCCAGAGUUAUCAGUCUCUCUCCAGUAUCAGUGUAUCUUCAGACUUACCCAGCAUCGUUGUCCGUCCUCUUCAGUACUUUGGAGAUGUGAGUAAGACUGUGUCUGAACUGAGAGAGAAACUAGAAGACUUCCUUAAAGGAGAAUGGACCAAGAUCUCCACUACAGUGAAUAUAGUGGAUGUUGUACUGCCUCCAGAGCCCAAGACCAGAGAACAGUUGUUACAAUAUUCCUGUCAGCUCACACUGGACCCAAACACAGCACACACACACCUCUCUCUGUCUGAAGGGAACAGAAAGGUGACCUAUACAGACCAAGUCCAACCAUAUCCUGUCCAUCCAGACAGAUUCACCAACUGGUGUCAGGUUCUGUGUAGAGAGGGUCUGUCUGGACGCUGUUACUGGGAGGUGGAGUGGACUGGUGAUGUUGUUACAGCAGUCUCAUAUAAAGACAUCAGCAGAACAGAGAGAGGUAAUGAUGCUGGAUUUGGACUCAAUAACAAGUCCUGGAGUUUAGACUGCUCUAGAGGUGGUUAUUGGUUCAGUCACAGUAAUGUUGAGACUAAAGUAUCAGGCCCUCAGUCCUCCAGAGUAGGAGUGUACCUGGAUCACAAGGCAGGUACUCUGUCCUUCUACAGUGUCUCUGACACAAUGACCCUCCUCCACAGAGUCCAGACCACAUUCACUCAGCCCCUCUAUCCUGGGUUUUGGCUCGAUGGUUCUGCUGAGCUGGUUAAACUGUAAACUGAUUUGUUAUUAAUUAAAAUUCAAUACAAUGUUUUAAUCUUGUACAUUUCCAUGAAUCAUGAUGUCUGGUGUUGAUGUAUAUUGGUUGUCAUUCAGAACCAUUGAUAUGUUUUCUCAGUUGGUUCUCUGUCUCUAUGUAAUUCUCCUCAGUAUCAUUGAUCAGCUUGUUGGCUCGGUCCUAAUUGAUGUGUUCUCUGUCACCUGGAGCUGCAUGGAAAAUGGUCCAGGAACUAAAGGACAAUUCAGGACUAGUCAGCCCACUACAAGCUGGUAUCACUUACUUUCUACUAAACUAUAUGGUCUGGUUUCCCAGACACAGAUGAAUCCUAGUCCUGGACUAAACAGUAUGUUCAAUGUAGAUGUCCAGGAAACCGGCCCUAAAUGUGUCAUCUUUCAUCCUCCCAUACUGCUCAGUCCAGCAACAUUAAACCUGUCCAGCAGGUGGUGCUGUUGACCAAACAAUAAAACCAGCAGAUAUCUUGACUUGCCACUCAGUAUAUCAGUAAUGUUCAGAAUAGUACUUUAAUAUCAUUGGAGAUUGAUGGUCUUUUUAAUCCACUAUCCAGAGUCAGGAACAGAUGAAGUUAGGUCUGCUACUGUUCAGUGAUUAAAUAUGAUUUAUGGUGAUGGGAAAUAAUAAAAAACACUCAACUUCA
Molecule: messenger RNA, 2403 nt
Organism: Oncorhynchus mykiss (rainbow trout)
Lineage: Eukaryota; Metazoa; Chordata; Actinopteri; Salmoniformes; Salmonidae
Source: RefSeq, a predicted model, not a curated record